Arachis duranensis is the source of this 1013-nucleotide messenger RNA. Its product is annotated as ankyrin repeat-containing protein ITN1-like. Lineage: Eukaryota; Viridiplantae; Streptophyta; Magnoliopsida; Fabales; Fabaceae. Bases 42 to 932 code for a protein of 296 amino acids. The record is from RefSeq and is a predicted model, not a curated record. The transcript is spliced from 2 exons.
UUUCCAAAGCAUCCCAUUUUAAAAACUACACACCUCUUCUCAUGGCAGCCGGCUCAGGAAUCGUAGAAAUUGUUGAAAAAAUCAUUGACAUGAAUCCUGAGGCUAUUAGUCAUGUUAGUCAGGAUGAACACAAUGUUCUACACAUGGCUGUGAAGCACCGACAGCUUAAAAUCUUCAAUCUGAUAAAGAGAAAUUCUGCAUUCAAAUCAUUGAUACACAGGAUAACCGGGGAAGGUCGCACUCUCUUGCACCAAGUUGCUAGAAUGGAGUUUUACAAAGAGCAACGGCUCCCUGGCGUGGCGUUCCAACUGCAAGACGAGUUGCGUUGGUACGAAAGAGUGAGAAGGAUUAUUCCUCCUCACUACUUGAUGCAUUGUGACAAAGAUGGCCUAACAGCUAAUGAUGUUUUGGAAAUGGAGCAUCAGGAAAUGCACAAAGAGGCAAAGUGCUGGAUAAAGGAGACAGCUCAAUCAUGCUCCACAGUAGCAGUUCUUGUUGCCACAGUUGUCUUUGCUGCUGCCUACACAAUCCCAGGUGGGAGUGAAAACGGCACACCAGUGUUCUUUGGCUCACGAGUCUUCCUCUUCUUCACUGUCACAGAUGUUGUAGCCCUUGUGAGCUCACUUGCCUCAGUGGUGAUGUUCCUUUCAAUCCUAACAUCACCAUUCGAGUUAUGGGAUUUCUACAGGUCCCUCCCAAGAAAACUCAAUCUGGGAUUUGCAUUGUUGUUCUUCUCAUUGGUGUGCACAAUGCUGGCAUUCAGCGCAACCAUAUUGCUGACGAUUCAGUUGGAGAACACGAAAUGGACUUCUGUUUUGUUCUAUUGUGCUGGAUUCCUUCCUGUGGCUAUAUUUGCAUGGAUGCAAUUCCCACUCUAUAAGACUCUUCAAAAGUUAGUUAGGAGGCUUUACAACAGGGUUAAGCAGGUGUAAGUGAAUGAUGUUAUUAUAUCUAAUAAGCUCAACUUUCUUGCUUGAGUUUAUGUGUUGCCGGAUAUAAACUAGUAUAUUUGU